Messenger RNA from Camelina sativa (false flax), 1437 nucleotides. Lineage: Eukaryota; Viridiplantae; Streptophyta; Magnoliopsida; Brassicales; Brassicaceae. The record is from RefSeq and is a predicted model, not a curated record.
AUGGGCUACAAAGAAGACAUGUUGACAUUUCUUCGAAUCGGGGUGGCGGUCAUAGGUUUCGUCGGAACUGUUGUCGGUUUCUUCUCCGGAAUGGGCUCUAGCCUUGAGAGGAAGACCAUGAAGGCACCAGGAAAGGAUGCUCGAAUUUUCAGGGAUGUUUUCGAAAGCAACCCGAAAGGCUAUUUUCGAAACCUGCUUGAGACAUAUGAGCCAGAAUCUGAUCAAGGAAAUUAUGAGGAAGAAGAGGUUCACUAUGUCUAUGGGAAUCAGGGGCAGAGGUUUGGAAAUCAGCAAGGUAGUAGGCCUUACAGUGGAAACAGCCAGCGCAGUAACUUUCAGGGCAACUCUUCUGGUUUCACACCCAAACCUGAAUAUCAGAAGCAGCAACAAAACAGUGGAUUCACAAGGACUUAUGGCAACAACUCAUAUCAGUCUCCACCUCCUAAGUCAGCUGAAACUAGUAAGAUGGAAGCUAUGCUUGAGCAGCUUUUGCAAGGCCAAGAGCAGAUGACAGUGACUUUCAAUGGGAAGCUGGAUAACGUCUACACUGAUCUUAAUGGGAAGCAAGAAGGUUAUCUCCCUUCAAGAACUGAAUCAAAUCCUAAACAUUCUUGCAAUGCAGUGACUUUGAGAAGUGGCAAACAACUCCAUCCUAUACCCCAGAAGAAUCAAACUGAUGAUCUACAGGAGUUGAUUGAUAUAGACGACGAAGAGGAUGUUUCUGCCGAGCCAGUAUCGACCGACACACAUGGGCAUCGGUCGACACCCAAACCAUGCGAAGUUUCGGACAAAAUCCCAGAACAAAGCGUCGAUCGACACCAACCAGGUGGCAUCGAUCAACGCCAACCAUGGACAGAAACUGCGAAUGUGAGGUCUCCUACUCCAGUUGCAGAAAGAGUUUACACACCUAAGGUUCCAUUCCCCAAGAAUCCAAGGAAGUCUAAACAAGAGCUAGAUGAUGCUAAGUGCAAAGCCAUGAUGGAUAAGCUUAUUCUUGAGUUGCCUUUGGUUGAUGCUGUUAAGACUUCUCCAAUGCUUAGGAGAUAUGUCAAGAGGAUGGUAACCAAGGAUUUUAAUGCUGAGCAAGGAGUUAUGAUGAUAUCAGCCCAAGUCAGUGCCAUCAUUCAGAACAAGAUCCCAAAAAAACUUCCUGAUCUAGGGAGCUUUGUUCUUGACUGCACUAUCUUCACUGACAGAUUUGCUAGAUCUUUGUGUGAUCUUGGUUCUAGUGUCAACCUUAUGCCAAGAUCAGUAGCACUCAGCCUGGGAAUGACAGACUUCCAGCCUACUAAGCUCACUCUCAUCCUUGCUGACCGGUCUGUUCGCAUUCCAGAUGGUGUUCUUGAAGAUUAUGAGGAGGAACCCAAGGACCCUCUUAUUCUGGGACGAUCAUUCUUAGCUACUGCUGGAGCUAUAAUUGAUGUCAAGAAGGGUUAG